This is a messenger RNA of Fulmarus glacialis (Northern fulmar), 1152 nucleotides long. Its product is annotated as protein kinase C-binding protein NELL1-like. The transcript has 4 exons. The record is from RefSeq and is a predicted model, not a curated record. Lineage: Eukaryota; Metazoa; Chordata; Aves; Procellariiformes; Procellariidae. The annotation marks the transcript as partial. Gene Ontology annotation, molecular function: calcium ion binding; protein binding.
AUAUCGAUGAGUGUGCCUUAAAGACCCACACCUGUUGGAACGAUUCAGCCUGUGUGAACCUGGCAGGAGGGUUUGAUUGCCUUUGUCCGUCCGGACCAUCUUGCACUGGAGACUGUCCCCAUGAAGGCGGCUUCAAGCGGAAUGGGCAGGUGUGGACCCUGAGGGAGGACAGAUGCUCCGUUUGUUCCUGCAAGGACGGGAGGAUUUUCUGCCGGAGGACAGCCUGCGACUGCGAGAACCCCAGCGCUGAUCUCUUCUGCUGCCCUGAGUGCGACACCCGUGUCACCAGCCAGUGCCUCGACCAAACUGGGCACAGGCUGUACCGCAGCGGGGACAACUGGACCUACAGCUGUCAGCAGUGCCGUUGCCUGGAGGGAGAGGUGGAUUGUUGGCCUCUUCUGUGCCCGAAUCUAAACUGCGAGUACACAGCCAUCUCGGAAGGAGAGUGCUGUCCCCACUGUGUCAGUGACCCCUGUCUGGCUGACAACAUCACCUACGACAUCAGGAAAACCUGUCUCGAUGGUUAUGGAAUUACAAGACUUAGCGGCGCUGUAUGGACAAUGGUGGGAUCUCCUUGUACAACCUGCAAAUGCAAGAAUGGGAACGUCUGCUGCUCGGUGGAUUUAGAGUGUCUCAACAAUAACUGACCUAGUCAGGCCGGACUGUGCCGAGGGAGGAAAACUGACGAAGUUAACACCUGAAAUGAAGUCGUAUGCGUUGGCAUUUUAUACAACAGACAAUUACCAAAGUCUCCGCAUGAGGAAGAUGUUUGGGAGUUGCCUUUGGGACCUAUCACUAUGCUCAUCCUUGCUAGCCUUGUCUGGGUGACUUACAGUGCAGCGCAUAUAAGUCGAUGGUUGUUAAAAGUUUUCAGUGUUGUAAAUUACACACUUUUCCUGUCGAGACAUUUGCAAAUAACGUUUAAAUUAUUUCACGGAUAAACUAAUGCUGUAUUUUUUGGUUUAAUUUGUGUAUUGACCACAUGAUAGAAUUCAGCUCUUCUUACUUUGGAUCUAGAUUUUACAAAUAAGACAGCCUGUUGUGAUUUUGUCCCAUGAUAUCACAUACUUAGUUCCAAGGUCCCUGUCAGAUGUAUUUAUGAAAAUAUGUAUGUAUGUACAGUCAAAUUGCAUAGUACUUAUAUUUCACAGC